Molecule: messenger RNA, 1568 nt
Organism: Ceutorhynchus assimilis (cabbage seed weevil)
Lineage: Eukaryota; Metazoa; Arthropoda; Insecta; Coleoptera; Curculionidae
Source: the annotation of a GenBank genome assembly
GGGGAAGUCGGUGUCGAUAGGUUGCGACUAGAGGUUGAGAAUCGGGGGGCUGUUCCGGAGCUACUCCUAGUUCGAAAGGAAUAAAAUAUUGGAAUGUAUUUAUUAGGGAGAUUUCUCAGGUAAAUGUCAAUGUCACUUGCCAAAUUCGAAAGUGCUUGUUUACAAAUAAAUGCCGCCAAAAACCCAAAAGUAUUGCUGCUUAACAUAACAUAACCCAUAACCCUGAUCCCUAAUCUGAAACCUCAAUCACGAAUAUACAAUAAUAAUAAUUAUCAAGAUGCAGGCUUUUUUAAAAAUGGGAAAACUCGGGGAGCCUAGUGCUAGUCCAUCCACUUCGGGAGCCCCCAAAAAAAAGACCAAAAAUCUCCCGUGGGUCGAAAAAUACCGUCCCAAAACUGUCGAAGACGUUGUAGAACAAAGAGAAGCCGUUUCAGUCCUGCAACAGUGUAUCUUGGGUGCCGAUCUACCGAAUCUCCUAUUCUACGGACCUCCAGGUACAGGAAAAACUAGUACCAUCUUAGCUGCUGCCCGUCAACUAUUUGGAGAUCUUUACAAAGAAAGAAUCUUGGAACUGAACGCUUCAGAUGAAAGAGGUAUUCAAGUGAUCAGAGAGAAAAUCAAAACUUUUUCUCAAUUAACUGCUAACAGUUCUAGAGCUGAUGGUAAGCUAUGUCCUGCUUUAAAAAUUGUAAUUCUUGAUGAAGCUGAUGCUAUGACGCAUGCAGCUCAAGCAGCCCUGAGGCGAACAAUGGAGAAAGAAACGAAAACGACACGAUUUUGCCUUCUCUGCAAUUAUGUUUCAAGAAUAAUUGAGCCCCUCACAUCAAGAUGCACCAAAUUUAGAUUCAAACCUCUAAAUCAAUCAUUUGUUUUGGAAAGACUGCAAGAAAUUUGUCAAGUUGAAGAUGUUCUGAUUAACGAUGAUAUUUUGAAUGUUUUGGUAAAAGAAAGCGGUGGUGAUAUGAGAAGAGCCAUAACUGCACUUCAAAGUUGUGCUAAUCUUAAAGGAAAAGGUAGUCAUAUUACUUUGGAAAAUGUCUAUGAAGUUUUAACAGUGGUACCGAGCAAAUGGGUCAACAGCUUUUGGGAUUUAUGCAAAAAACCAUCAGACAUAAAAGAAAUUAUCCAAUUCAUUGAUGAUUUGGAACAGCAAGCUUAUCCAAUUCAGAAAGUCUACGAACAUUUGAAUGAUUUCCUAAUGGAUUCAGAGAAUAUCGACGAUCGUCUAAAAUCGGAAAUAGGAGAAAAGCUUGCAGAGUCAAGCUUUAGGAGUAGCUGCGGCCGUGGGGAUUUCACUAAUUUAUUAGAUUUUGCUGUGCAUACUCAAGAAAUUCUCACUGAACCUUUGGAGAGAAGGAGAAUGCAAGCACUUGAAAAUGCUAAGUUUACCACCAUUCUUGGAUUAUCUUAGGAUGGUUGCCUAUUAUGUGGAUUUCUUUUUGAAUUUUUGCUUUUUUAAUGAUUACAAUAAUUAUUAUAGGUUUAUUUUUGUAUUGGUAAUAAAGUAAGAUAAAUACAUUUUUCUGAAUUGUGUGUUUAUUUGGGAAUAAGAAAAUGUCGAAAUCGAA